AUGUCAAGAAGUGGUGGUGAAUUAGACAAAACUUCAACAAGUAAAUCAAGAAAAACAAGUCUAUUGAAUUUUUUCAAACAUGCGCCUAGAAAUCUUGAUUCGAGUACUCCUUCAUCUUCCGAGGCAACUAAUAUUACACAAAAGAGAAGUCGUGUAGAGUUUAAUCCCAAUGAACUUGUUGUUGAUCCUGAACUUCGAAUGUGUAUUGAUGAUUUUGAUGUGGGAAUUAGAGACCAAGUUCGAAGGGAAUACUUGUUAAGGGGUCCGUGUCAACCAUAUGGUCAUGAUUUUCCAAAAAAAAAAACAAGCAACGGAUAUGAGAAGUUCCAAAGAGGUACAAGGAGUGAAAGUUUUACAAGAAAAGGAUUUAGCAACUGGAAAAAAGCAUCGGAAAAUUUUAAUGACCAUGUUGGCGGAGUAGACAGUGUUCAUAAUGACACAAGACGUAAUUGUGAGGAUUUUCAGAAUCAGCGUCAAAGCAUUUCGCAUGUUUUGACUUCUCAAAGUCGUGAAAUGGAAAUUGCUUACCGAACUCGUUUGACAGCAAUGUUAGAAGUUGUUUGUCUUCUUCUUUGGCAAGGUUUAGCAUUCCGUAGUCAUGAUGAGACUCGUGAUUCUUUACAAAGGGGGAAUUUUAUUGAGAUAGUGACAUGGUAUGCUAGGAAGGAUGACAAAGUGAGAAAUGUCAUUGGUGAUAAUGCUCCUGGGAAUAACCAAAUGACAUCUCCUAAAAUUCAAAAAGAAUUGGUUAGUUCUUGUGCCUCUUAA
Molecule: messenger RNA, 768 nt
Organism: Mercurialis annua (annual mercury)
Lineage: Eukaryota; Viridiplantae; Streptophyta; Magnoliopsida; Malpighiales; Euphorbiaceae
Exons: 3
Coding region: 1-768 (255 amino acids)
Source: RefSeq, a predicted model, not a curated record